This is a messenger RNA of Heterocephalus glaber (naked mole-rat), 4781 nucleotides long. RefSeq names its product coronin 2A (gene Coro2a). The record is from RefSeq and is a predicted model, not a curated record. NCBI's taxonomy places the organism in Eukaryota, Metazoa, Chordata, Mammalia, Rodentia, Bathyergidae. Gene Ontology annotation, molecular function: actin filament binding.
CAGUCUCAGGGUCUUUGCUCAGAUGCUUCUAUCUGCCUGGGACACCUUCCUCAGCUCUUCCUUGUCCUGCCUAUGUGGUCAACACCUACUCAUCCUUCACGUCAAACUCAUGUGUCACUUCCAAUAUGAGUCCUCCCCACUGGCAUGUACGAGUCCCCAGUGUUACCAUCGCAUGAGGACUCUUCCCUCCUGUAAGGGUGGAGCUCAGGCUCACGCUCACCAAGCUCCUAGUGCUGGAAAUGGGAUCUGGACACCACCUUGCUCAGUAAAUACUCAACAAAUACAAGCUGGAUGAAGAGCACCAGAAGCUCAAGAUUCUUGGAUGAUAACACAGAUGUCAUGGCACCCCCAGUACCGGAGCUCCAAGUUCCGCCAUGUCUUCGGCAAACCAGCCAGCAAGGAGAACUGCUACGACUCCGUGCCCAUCACCCGCAGUGUUCAUGACAAUCACUUCUGUGCGGUGAACCCCCACUUCAUUGCAGUUGUCACUGAGUGUGCAGGUGGGGGGGCCUUCAUCGUCAUCCCCCUGCACCAGACAGGAAAGUUGGACCCCCACUACCCCAAGGUCUGCGGGCACAGAGGGAACAUCCUAGACAUCAAGUGGAACCCUUUUAAUGACUUCGAGAUUGCCUCCUGCUCUGAAGAUGCCACGAUCAAAAUCUGGGACAUCCCCAAGCAGCUUUUGGCGAGGAACCUCACAGCCUAUAGGAAGGAGCUGGUGGGCCAUGCGCGCAGAGUGGGCCUGGUGGAGUGGCACCCCACGGCCGCCAACAUCCUCUUCAGCUCUGGCUAUGAUUACAAGGUGAUGAUCUGGAACCUGGAUACAAAGGAGUCUGUCAUUGUGAGCCCCAUGAGAACCAUCACCUGUCACCAAGAUGUGAUCUUGUCCAUGUCUUUCAACACCAACGGCAGCCUGCUGGCCACCACCUGUAAAGACCGAAAGAUUCGGGUUCUCGAUCCCCGGCUCGGGACUGUCCUGCAGGAAGCCAGCUACAAGGGGCACCGAGCAAGCAAGGUACUGUUCCUCGGGAACCUGAGGAAGCUGCUGUCCACAGGCACGUCACGCUGGAACAACCGCCAGAUGGCCCUGUGGGACCAGGAUGAUCUCUCCGUGCCCCUCACAGAGGAGGACCUGGAUGGCUCCUCAGGCGUGUUGUUUCCCUUCUACGACUCGGACACCAACAUGCUCUAUGUGGUUGGAAAGGGGGAUGGGAACAUUCGCUACUACGAGGUGAGCACUGACAAACCUCACCUGAGCUACCUGACAGAAUUCCGCUCCUACAACCCGCAGAAGGGGAUCGGUGUCAUGCCAAAGAGAGGUCUCGACGUGUCCUCCUGCGAGAUAUUCCGCUUCUACAAGCUGAUCACAACCAAAAGCCUCAUCGAGCCCAUAUCCAUGAUUGUGCCCCGGCGGUCGGAAUCCUACCAAGAAGACAUCUACCCGCCAACAGCAGGGGCCCAGCCCUCCCUGACGGCUCAGGAGUGGCUCAGUGGGAUGAACAGAGAGCCAAUCCUGGUGUCCCUCCGGCCCGGCUCCCAGCUGCUGAGCCCCCGGACUUUGCCUCCCGAGAGACUCCUCUCCAGUGCUGGAGCCCCAGCUUCACCCCUGCCCUUGGACCCUACAGCAAAGCUGGCUGCAGAGGGCAGCUGGAGGCCCUGUUCCCUGCUGGAGGAGAAGGUGCCAAGGUGGGCAGUGGAGCACAGGCUGGAGGAGAAGAAGUCCUGGAUCACCAACGGCUUCGAUGUUUUUGAAUGCCCCCCACCAAAGACAGAGAAUGAGCUGCUGCAGAUGUUCUAUCGGCAACAGGAGGAGAUCCGAAGGCUCCGGGAGCUGCUGACCCAGCGAGAGGUCGAGGCCAAGCAGCUGGAACUGGAGAUCAAGAACUUGCAGAUGGAUUCUGGGAAGUUCUAGGCAAGGCCUCUGCCAUCCCCGCCCUCAGGGACACCACUGGCUUUGUGGGGAGGUCCAGAACCAAGCCUCAAGUCCCCCGAAAACAACCACUAUUUCUAUAUUUUUUACCAGAAAACAAAACUCUCAGUUGCUGAAAGAGAUUCCAGUGGGACGUGGUGCCGUUCUCUAUUUGCCUUCUUGCGACAGCAGUUUCUGCACUGACUCUGUUUUUAGAUGAUACUUUGCCUUUUGUUGAAUUCUGUCUCUCAGUGUCCACAACUUCUGAAGAGGAAAGAACACUGUAGAAAGCUCAAGCUGGAAGGAUCUGGGAGGUCUGCUGCCUGUGAUGUUCAAACUGCGCCCUACAGAAUGGAAGGAAGACUUAGGCAGGAGCCCAAUCCGACAGAUGGCACCUUCUGUCUGUUUCAUGUGUGGCCUGCUAUGGAAUAUAGAAUUCUGCCAUUUACACCAAUUUUUAGAAGUUUGAAAUCUGGCCCAGCUCCCUCAUUUUACAGAUGGGGAAACUGAAGCCCAAAGAAGGAAAGUGAGGUUUGUCUCACGGCACGGCUGGACUGAGAUCCUGGUCUCCUGGCCUGUCUUUCUGCCGUUUCCGGCCUGAUGCAGUUCUCGGCCCCCUGAGCAGGAAUCCCCUGGUUCUGUUCUGGGCUAUGCCAUUACUUACUUGGUGACCAUUUACAAAAUCCUUCUCUCUCAGGUCCCAGGUUCUCCAUCUGAACAGGAGGGACCUGGAAGGACCCUCCCCCGACAGGUCUGCCCCCAGAGACUUUGACCUUGAUCCCACAUGUGGGGUAAUGACCUCAGAAACUCACACACUGGCAAAGAGACUGAGGGUUAGGGUUAACCUGAAGGAAUGCGUUAAGGUUCGUUCCCAAUUCUACAGCACAGGCAGGAGGUCAGAACCACUGUCCCCAGCCAGAAUCAGCCAGAUGUGAGGAGACACUGGCCCCGUGUGGAGGCACAGGCCUUAGAGCUGAGUCUGUGGACUGUUGUCUCCAUAGCCUGCCUGCUCCGGGAAGAUGUGGACAGGUUUCAGCCCAGGUUAACAAAAGAGGCUCCAGGAGGUCUGGAGCCCUAGGGCUGGAUCCUGGCAGAGUGCUGUGGUCACCCGCCAGUGAGGGCUUCUGGAGACAGGGAACACACUAGGUGAGGAAGUAGCACCAGAUGGCCCUGAAACUCCCUUCUGGCCUGGAAGUUUUUGUGUCCUUCCUUUCUUGCUUUUGUCUUGUUUUGUUUUGUUUUUCUGAUACUGGGUAUUGUACCCAAGGCUUUGCACUGAGCUCCAUCUCCAUCCCUUUUUAAAUUUUUUACUUUGAGACAGAGUCACUAAGUGACACAAAGUCACUAAGCUGCCUGAGCUGGGCUUGAACUUGUGACCCUCCUGCCUCAGCCACCCGUGCAGCUGGGGUUACAGGUGCGUGCCACCACGCCUAGCUGCAUGCCUCCUUUCUGAAUCUCUGUCCUGAGCCCUACUCUAAGGCUCUUACUUUCUCAUGGUCAGUUCAGCAGCCCAGCUAGAAACUAAGAAUAAUAAGAAGCAAAAUCUGCCCCUCCUUAGUCAGAAGGCGUAGGCAAUAAGUUUUCCCCGUCCCAUGGGGUAACUCUGGAGCUCAGAUGGGACUGCAAAAGACAUAGCCUAGGACGUUUCAAUCCAUGCUGUAUGUUGAAUGCCCUUGAGAGCAUUCAGGAGAGAGAGACACCAGGCCCCAUUCUAUGUCCACUGAGGCUGUCUCUAGAGCCUGGGCCUCUGACUUCAUAAGCUGCCCUGGUGGUUCUGUAAAACAGUGAGGACAGAGAGACCUGGACCAGUCCCUGAGCCCUAUCUUCAAUCUUUACUGAAGAGAACAAUGAAUACCAGACAAGAACUGGGGCUCAAAUAUGGUUCCCAAAGUGUGCUCCCCCCAGCUAUGGCUGAUGGCCUUUGCCUGUCUGCAAACACCAUGUUCUUUGUUUUAUUCUCCAUUUCCCCAAAGCAACAGCCAGGCUUGCCUUACUUUGCUUAGAACAAAAGGCCAAGUCCCAGGCAUUAUCAGGGAAGCACAGCUGGGGUUACCUCGCCCGCUUUCUCUUUGCCAGCACUUCACAGUUUACAAAGCCCUCCCACCUCCACUCACUGGCACAUGCUCCUACGCAGGUCAGGCAGGCGUUACAGUCCAGUGGUCAGAAGGGAAGACCUGGCCUCAGAGAAGUGAAGGAACCUCAUGCCCAAGCCACUGGCUGCCCAGCUAGGGGCACAAGGUGGGAGGGGUGUUUGAGUUGGAGAGCUUCCAGCAUCCCUUCAAAAGCUGCCACCCUGGGGAACCUGGACCUCACACUUGGAAACAGGACGAGGGCUUCGAACAAAGUUGUUUUCUGUCUUUUUUUUUUUUUUAACACCUAGAGUAAAUUAUUUAAAUUAUUUCACAGCAAGGGAGAGGGAUAGGUAAUUUUUAUCAGAUAUUUUUUAAGCUAUCUUUUUUUUAAAUUAUAUUUUUGUUUUUGUUCUUGAGCUGAUGGAGUGGACCGUGCCUAGCAAAUAGGUAGUGCCUGCAGCUCAUCUCCUUACUGUACCCCUUACUCCGGGAGCCCCCUUUCUGUUGACUCAGGAACUCUCCACUGGAGAUGAGCCUCAGCUAGUGUCCACCAUUGCUCUACAGUGAUUGCACUUCCUGAGACAAGAGUUGAGACUGUAUCAUAGAUGGAAACAGGAAGUCAGGAAUGGAGCAAUGCUUUUCAUAUGAAACCGUGCCUGAAACAGUUCGAAUGAUUGUUUUAAUGUUUCUGAAAUUCCUUGUACCUUUGUAAAAAAUAAAGAAAUAAAAGUGAAAAUAGAUAUGGAAUUGUGCAAUGGAAAGAAUGUAACAAAACAAUAAACAUCUGGAUAGAAAUGUAA